Molecule: messenger RNA, 1488 nt
Organism: Bactrocera oleae (olive fruit fly)
Lineage: Eukaryota; Metazoa; Arthropoda; Insecta; Diptera; Tephritidae
Product: 2-acylglycerol O-acyltransferase 2
Biological process (GO): triglyceride biosynthetic process
Cellular component (GO): endoplasmic reticulum membrane
Molecular function (GO): diacylglycerol O-acyltransferase activity
Source: RefSeq, a predicted model, not a curated record
AUUUAAUUGCUGUGGCAGGAAAAUUUUUUUCUAAUGGAAAUUAAAAUAGUAAAAUAAAUCUGCGACACAUAUUCACUUCACCCACUUCCUUUCAGGUGUGGAUAUCCGCUUACUAACAAACAUAAUAUCAGGUAAUAGUACAUUCAGUACACCCAUUUCAUACAAUGUAGUCGCAAUCUAGACUUCAUAUUUUACUCAUAUAAAUUUUUUGUAUUUAAAUUGUCAAAGCAACUACUUAUAACUUAUACUUUAUUAAAGAGUGUGCUUGAAUGCUAAGAAAAUGAUUACAAUUAAAGAAGUUAUACAAAUCUUUGUAGUACAAUUUUAUAUCCUUUUUUACUAUUUUUCGUGUUUUACUGCCUAUUGGUAUACAAUAAAAGGACUUCUCUUUGGUGGUUUACUUGUAAAAACUGUGAUCAUUGUAUAUUUAAUAUAUUUGGUGAUUAACUACCGCGUAUACCACAGCACUUUCGAUGGCAACGGUUCCGUACUUUUACGUUCGGAGCGUGGUUUCGGCAUCAUGCGUGACUACUUACCGGUAAGAAUGCGGAAGACUGCGGAAAUUCCACCAAAUCGUAAUUACUUGUUAGCAUAUUUUCCACAUGGAACAUUGUCAGUAGGUAUAUGCUUGAAUUUACUGCUCGAAAUAACACAUUUCUUGCGUUUAUUCCCCGGUAUUCGGCCAAAGGUCGCAACUUUAAGUAUUAAUUUUUGGCCACCAUUUUUUCGCGAAAUAUGGCGUUGUCUUGGCUAUGUAUCAUCAUCUAAGCCAUCAUUAUUAUACUAUUUGAAUAAAUCGAAUGAUCCUGCACAUCCUGAUAAUACAGAUGGUUACACUUCAUAUAUGAUUGCCUUGGCGGUGGGCGGUGAACAAGAAGCUCUACUAACUCAACCGGGCAAGUAUACGAUUGUGUUGAAAAAACGUUUCGGUUUUGUCAAAUUGGCCAUACAAACUGGUUCGCCAAUUGUGCCAUCCUUUGGUUUCGGUGAAAAUGAUUUAUAUACGAUCCCUGAUAAAUCCUGGUUCCGCGUAUUACAAAGGUUUUUUAAAACAUAUUUCGACUUCACACCUAUGUUAAUGAAAGGUCGAAGUGGAAACUAUUUUCUACCUUAUAAAAAGAGAGUAACGCUUGUGGUCGGCAGUCCAAUUGAUGUCAAAAGGACUACCAAUCCGGACUCAGCAUAUAUCGAAGAGAUACACGCAAAAGUCGUGGAAGCUGUACGUCAGCUAUUUGAAACAUACAAAAGUGAAUAUAUUGAAAAUAGUGAAGAAGCUGAAUUAGUUAUAAUAUGAGCAACCUUUUUAUGAUAUAACUGUAUGUAGUUCAUUUUAGAAACCUAAUAUAAUCUUCUUUUAGAUUACAGAAGAAUUAAGUCGACUUUUGGAAGUUAUUGUAGAGUAAAAUGUCUGUGAAAGUGUAUCAUUUAAACUAUGGACUUCAUAGCUUUUCAUAACUUGUAAAACAAUAAAAACAAUAAAAAUAAUAA